Molecule: messenger RNA, 915 nt
Organism: Frankliniella occidentalis (western flower thrips)
Lineage: Eukaryota; Metazoa; Arthropoda; Insecta; Thysanoptera; Thripidae
Product: 14 kDa phosphohistidine phosphatase
Exons: 2
Coding region: 294-731 (145 amino acids)
Biological process (GO): peptidyl-histidine dephosphorylation
Cellular component (GO): cytosol
Molecular function (GO): protein histidine phosphatase activity
Source: RefSeq, a predicted model, not a curated record
UCUUGAGCCACGAACGCUGCGUUUAAGUUUUCAAAUCUGCCCGCUUGCAUACAUAGCGGUGUAUUUCCACGACCAUAGCGCCUCCUGGCGGUGAAUCUUUUCUGCUCCUCUAUCCACCUUGCUUUUUGCUGCUCUUUGCUUUGCUUUGCUUCAUUGCUUCCCACUCGAAGCAGAAGCAGACAAGUUGGAGUUUACAAAGCCGGCUGACGUUUUUAAAGUUUUCAUCUUAAACCCAUAAACGGUAAAUUAUUUCGAAACUCUUACAUAAAAUUCUAACAUGAUACAUUUAUCAAAUGUUCAAGAUCAGCUUGUCAACUACAUUUUCAGCUCCUAAGCUACAACAAUUCCGUUUAUUUUCAGUGAUGGAAGAAAUCUUGAAAUCUAUCCCAACCGUUCUCAUCGACAGUGAAGGAGUUUUCAAAUAUGUGCUUAUCAAGGUGCAUAGGAAAGAAGAAGUUGUUGAUGAAAGAGAGAAGCUGAUUGUACGUGGAUUUAAGUGGGGAGCGUUUCAUGCUGACAUCUAUGAAGAGACUCAAGAGAAAAUUGAGAAACUUGGCUUUGAAACUGAAUGUGUCGGUGGAGGGCGAAUUGAGCACAACCCUGCUGAAAAGAAACUUAAGGUGUAUGGGUAUUCUCAAGGCUAUGGCCGGGCUGAUCAUGAAAUAACUACUAAUCUCAUUAAGAAAGACUACCCUGACUACAAUGUUUCCUGGACAAACGACGGGUAUUAAUUGCAUUCAAUUUUAUUUAUUGGUUCUGUCAAAUGUUUAAUAUUGUAAGUUAUAUUUUUUAUCUUAACAUUAAUGUCAAAUGUGAUGUAUUACAUAUCUUUUGCAACCAUUUAAUGAACUAAUUAAAACAGUAAAAAAAAAAGUAAUUGUCUUAAAUGGUAAAAUAGACCAAUGUUACCAACAA